Molecule: messenger RNA, 2364 nt
Organism: Ustilaginoidea virens
Lineage: Eukaryota; Fungi; Ascomycota; Sordariomycetes; Hypocreales; Clavicipitaceae
Exons: 4
Coding region: 1-2364 (787 amino acids)
Biological process (GO): regulation of DNA-templated transcription
Molecular function (GO): DNA-binding transcription factor activity, RNA polymerase II-specific; zinc ion binding
Source: RefSeq, a predicted model, not a curated record
AUGGCCUCGGUCACCUCUCGCGCGUCCGACCGUUCUUCGCCUUACGACUUCGACCUGGACUCUGCGGGCGACACUGACGAGUCAUGGCAGUACGUCGACUACUCGAGCGGCGCAUCGGCCUCUGGAUCCGUCGGGUUCCUCUCCAGCCCGGCUAGCGGGAGCCUGAGCGGAUAUGCCAUUGUCGGCCAUGCGCACCUGACGCCGCCGCCGCCGCCGGUGGACAUGGACCAGGCGAUGUUCCUGCCGGCGGCGACGUUGUUUCCCGGCAGCCAGAACGACCAGUAUCCGAUGACCUCUCUGGGCGAUCCCAACGAGGUUGCGGCGGCGACGGCGACGGCGACGGCGACGGCGUUUGGUGCGCAAGCCGCCGCGAAUACCUCGUUCGUGACACCGCAGCAGUAUAUAUUUCCUGGGGGGCAUGACGGCAGGUUGACGCAGCAGGACUUGUAUGGUAUACCGCCGUUUAUGGCGAGCUUGCCGCCGGAUUUCUUCGCUCCUGCGGACCAGGGCCCCAUGGCCCAGACGGAAAACUUUGCAAGCCAGCCUUUUUUCCAGCCUGAUCCCGGUGCGGCGAUGGCGUCGUGGAACGCUCACAGCCCAACGGCAGCAGCAAGCACGCACAUGGUUCCUUUCGAAGAAGUCGUCCCGUCUCCAGCCAACAUGCACAGCAGCACCACCACCACCACCAACACGCCGUCCUCCUCGUCCGCCUUGUCAUCGUCCUCUCCAAAGUCGCCGCCCAUCAAGGCCGAGCAAUCCUUUCCGCCGCCGCCGCCGUCGUCGUCUUUAUCCUCGUCUUCGUCCUCGUCAUCACUGCGCACGAAGUCUCUCCUCGCCCUCCGCCGCUGCAAGGAGGGCAAAGUGGAAAAGAAAAAGGCCGAGUCCACGGCGGACAAGUUUGUCAUCGUGACGCCCAACACCAUCAGCGCGCAUGCCGGGCGCCCCAACCCGUUCGAAUGCUUCGAGGCCAUGCACGCCACGCACCGCGGCCGAAAGGGCCCGCUGGCCCACGAGACCAAGGAGAACGCGCUGCAGGUGCGCAGGCUGGGCGCCUGCUUCUGCUGCCACAGCCGCAAGGUCAGGUGCGACAAGGAGCGGCCGUGCAGGCACUGCGAGCGGCUGAUGCUCUACGUGCCGCAGGUGGUCUGCUGGCAGUUCCAGGACUUCAUCCCCGUGCUCUUCCCGGACCUGAUCCGGGCGCACUUCAGGAAGCCCGAGAUGGCGCGGUUCCUGCGCGACAGCGUGGGCGGGUUCCGGGUCGCCGGGGCGGAGCGCGCGUGCGAGGUCGAGCUCUUCUCGGGCUCGAGGUUCAGCGCGGUGCUGAGCGUCCGGGCCAACUUCUUCACGGCGACCACGUGCGACGUCUUGCAGCACUGGCAUAUGAUUCCGGACCGGGGGAGGGCGAACCUGCAGUCCAACGGGAGUGCCCCGAUCGGCAUCGAGCUGGGCACCAGCGCGCAGAGGGACGACCUGAGAAAGAGAGUCAAGGCGUACAUCCAGGACGUCAUCAGCGAGCCCUUUUACGCCGAGCAGGUUACCGAGUCGCUGCGGAGCACGCAGCUGCCAAUGAGGAUUCUGAAGAUUGUGCAGACGUACGCCAAGCAGUCAGACUCGACAAUGGUCAAGCGCGCAUUGUCCAUCUACGCAAUGCACUACAUCAUGACGCGCCACCUGUGCAUCACCCGGAAAUCCCUUCUCGCCAUCCAAUCCACGGGGCUUGUCCCCCAAAACAGCCCCUGGGUCACGCCUCGCGUCCUCGCCCGGCAGGUCAAGGCCCUCGUUGACGAACUCAUCAUGCGCGAGAUGCAGCUCCUCUUUGAGCUCUUUUCCAAGUCUCUCAAGCCCAAGCAUCGCCGGGACUGGGCCCCCUGCACCGCCGCCUUCCUCGUCCUCUGCCUCUUCAUCGAGGCCGUCGAGACCACGGCCGACAACUUUGUCGUCGCGCAGAACGAGAUCGAUCGGAGGAACACGUCGCCUCCGAAAUACAAGCAGGGCUACGUGCUGGAUAUCUGCAAAGAGCUGGAGAACCUGCCGUUCAAGCAGUUUGCGUACCAGUUCCACAACAUCUACCAGACGCACGCAAAGGACGCCAACGUCAAGAGCUUCAACCCGCUGUUUGACGACAGCUUUGAGGAGCAGCACGAACUGGACGGGCCGGCGGUGGAGAUGGUCAAGGGUCUGAGAGAGCUUUUCCACGGGGAAGCCUGGCGAGAUCUGCAGUUUCUGUCCGAUGACGACGUCAUCGUGAGCAGAGGCGAGAGCAAACAGCCUAUUGACAGCUCCGUCAUUUAUACUGGCCGACUGGUGGCCAAGUUUUUACUGUCAUUUACCAACGAGAACGCCACCUUUGGGGGGCAAAUAUAG